This is a messenger RNA of Mya arenaria, 3417 nucleotides long. RefSeq lists its product as uncharacterized. NCBI's taxonomy places the organism in Eukaryota, Metazoa, Mollusca, Bivalvia, Myida, Myidae. Bases 170 to 3295 code for a protein of 1041 amino acids. The transcript has 2 exons. The record is from RefSeq and is a predicted model, not a curated record.
ACCAUGUUUUUUAUUGCGGUCGUUAAAUUGUCGAUUUGUCAGUAAACAGCGCAAUUCAGUUUGCUGAGCGAAUGAAAAUUGGCUUUUGAGUUAAUAAAAAGCAUACAAAUUCAUUUAGACUAUAUGCGAAUGACGCGAUUAUCUAAGAAUAUCUGAAUCAAGCAAAGGCAUGUGCAUCGCCAUACUUUUCAUCUGCCUAUUGUUACAUAUAGGCAGUGUCGAUACGCAGACAGACGGGUUCCAAGCUGUGGAUGGCUUUGCUCAAGGUGACGGUUUCAACAAACCUGACCACCCGCAGUCUUCAUUCAGUGCGGAGGGGUUCGUUCCAGCUGAGCGAGAUCAAGCGAGUAUUGAUCGUGCACGGUCUACUAAUGGGUUCCAAACGAUUCCAGUUGGAAAACCAGCUUUUAAUGACAGACUGGGUCAGAGACGUGAACCAUCAAAUGUAAACACCGAAGUGGUCGGUGACAGUCGUCGAAACGCCAUUGCCAUGACCAAGUCAGUGUUUGCAAAUAUUGCAAACGCUUUAGAUAAUUUGCCACCAUUUCCACCAAAUAACGAGCCAAACAUACAUGAGCCUCGUUCAGCUUGGAUGCAAAGUGACCCCAAUCAAAGCGAUAUCCCAAUGGGCGUCAAUGGCGUUGAUGACGGAAUGACAAUUUGGGAAGAAAGUUUGCAAUCUGUUCAACAAGAAAUGGGAAUAAAUGGAUCAUUCCCAAAUUUUAUCUCCGAGGGUAUUGCAUCCGGAUUAGAUCCAAUGUCAAACGCAAACACCAACUUACCUGCGGACAAUAGCUUUGGUAAAGCUGAACCGAUUCCUAGUGCAAAUAAACCUAACGUUCCUGAUGACAAUCGGAUAAAUAAGAUUUCACAGGGCAUUCCAGAUUCUCUUCGAAAUAAUCCGAUGGAUUUUAGCCUCAAUGACGUUUUGCCAAUAUCUACAGAAGUUGCUGCCAAUGCGGAGUCUGUUACAGAUUUGCGAGGUCAAUCUUCUUCAGAUCCACUGUUAUCAAAUGACUUAUCAGAUACAGGUCGAAGUUCUGGCCUUGGAACCAAUAUUGGUGUCGAUACUCCGAUGGUGAAUGCAGGUGCUGAAAUUCAGCCUGAUCUAGUGCCACAAGAAAGAGCUUUUCCAUUUGACACACAAGGAAGUAGUUCUCUCUUUGGAACUAAUUUUGAUUUUGAAGGAAGUUCACUUUUAGGCACUAAUUUUGAUACUGAACCAUUGUCAACUAGUGAUGGGAUGAACACUCCCUCAAACACAAAACCAACGGGAGGUCUACCGUCGUCGAAUGGUUUCACAAGUAUUGGAACCAAUAGUGGUGUCGAUACUCCGAUGAUGAGUGAAGGUGUUAAUGUUCAGCCUAAUGUAGUGCCACAAGUAAAAGCUGCUCCAUCUGACACACAAGCAGUCAGUUCUCUCAUUGGAACAAACUUUGAUUUUGAUUUUGGAGGAAGUUCACUUUUAGGCACCAAUUUUGAUAAUGAACCAUUGCCAUCUAGUGGUGGGGUGAACACUUCCUCUAACACAAAACCAACGGGAGGUAUAUCAUCUUCGAAUGAUACUUCAAAUAUUGGAACCAAUAGUGGUGUCGAUAUUCCGUUGAUGAAUGAAGGUGUUGAAGUUCAGCCUGAUCUAGUGCCACAAGUAAAAGCUGCUUCAUCUGACACACGAGCAAGUAACUCUCUCAUUGGAACUAACUUUGAUUUUGGAGGAAGUUCACUUUUAGGCACCAAUUUUGAUGAUGAACCUUUGCCAUCUAGUGGUGGGAUGAACACUCCCUCAAACACAAACCCAUCGGGAAGUCUAUCAUCGUCGAAUGGUUUCACAAGUGGAGGAUUUGACCUUAACCUCAACUCAAAUUCCGGAUUUACUGACAGUUCUCCCACUGAACCAUUUUCUGUACCAUCUGACCAACGAUUUCAACCAGGGUCUGACCCAGCACGGCCUUUAAGUUCAAGUGAUGGAUUUGACACUCGAAGUUCAACUACCAGAAGAUUACGGCCUAUAUCUAGAUCAUCGUCUGGAAGAAGCUCAGGCUUUGGAGAUUUAGCUCAAGGUACUCUCGCACCGGUCUCCCAGAACUUCCCAAGCUCAUCGGCAAGACCAGGUCCCUUUGGUACACCGACGGGCUCAUUUGAUAGAAGAAGAUCGGGCUCAUUUGAUAGAUCAAGACCAGGCUUUUUUGACAGACAAACUCUGGGCUCAUUUGACAGACCAACUUCGGGCAUAUUUGAUAGACCAACUAUGGGCACAUUUGAUAGACCAACAUCGGGCACAUUUGAUAGACCAGGUCCGGGCAUAUUUGAUAGACCAGGUCCGAGCAUAUUUGAUGGACCAACAUCGAGUACAUUUGAUAGACAAGGUACGGGCACAUUUGAUAGACCAACUCCGGGCUCAUUUGAUGGACAAACUCCGGGCUCAUUUGGUAGAUCAUUGAUAAGAAGGACAGGGUUCCAACCAUUUGAGCCAAGAUUUCCUUCCGGUUUUAGACGUCCGCGUGAACCAUUUUCUUCAGGUUUAAAUGCAAGUAGAACCGUUUCAUCCGAUCGAUUUCGUGGUCCAGUCGAUCUUGACAGAAGCAUGCCACCAAUAUCUCCGUUUGACAUUGGACGAUUUCGUGACCCUACACUAUUUGGUAUGGGACGUAGAGAUUCUACUGGUUCAGGACAAUUUGGCCCUCCGCAGUUUCGUUCUCCUGUAAGAUUUGACACUUCACUGGGGUCAAGUUCGACAGGAUUUGGAAUGGGGUCUUCAUCAUCAAGAUCAAUACUCCCGAGGUUACACACCUUUGGCACCGUUCCAAGCAGGGGUGACAGUUUAAUUGGUUCAGUGAGGAGAACUGACAUGGCGCAACGUACACGUGGAAGUGACUCCCCGAGGUCUCAGGUACCUCUGACAUCUGGGCCAUUUAGACCAUCAAGCUCUCUUCCUUUGCCAACAGGCAGAACAUUCAGUGAUGGCACAAGACAAACGAUGUCUCUAACAGGAACAAGAACGGGUUUGGCAGGCUCGCGAUUUCCGUUAACAAGUUCAUCGAUUUUGCCAAGGUUUCCUGUAUCUUCUUUAACAAGACCGAGCUCUUUAACAGGAUUUGGUGGUACUAUUUCUUCGUUUCCGUCUCCUGGUAGAAGUACAUUGACAGGGUCAUCUUUUCUACCACGGACAUCUUUUCCAUCUAGAACACCAAGUACCAUGUUCGGAUCUCAUUCUCUUCAUACCGGAUCUUCAACAGGAUCACAACCUAGGUUUGGGUCAGGUCUAUCUAGAGGAUUUGUCAGUUCAUUUCCAUGACACUGAUAUCGUUCUAUAAUAAUUAUUGUGUAAAUAUUGAGUGAGAGUAUUUAUUUGUUUUUAUACUUUAUUUGAUAUUGAAUGUGUUGUAUUUGUGAUAAAUAAAGACUGAUAAAAAUACA